This is a messenger RNA of Salvelinus fontinalis (brook trout), 12362 nucleotides long. Its product is annotated as disintegrin and metalloproteinase domain-containing protein 10-like. Gene Ontology annotation, molecular function: metalloendopeptidase activity involved in amyloid precursor protein catabolic process. Lineage: Eukaryota; Metazoa; Chordata; Actinopteri; Salmoniformes; Salmonidae. The record is from RefSeq and is a predicted model, not a curated record. Gene Ontology annotation, cellular component: synaptic membrane; plasma membrane. The coding region runs from base 115 to 2496 and encodes 793 amino acids. The transcript is spliced from 16 exons. Gene Ontology annotation, biological process: membrane protein ectodomain proteolysis; Notch signaling pathway.
GAGAGAGAGGCGGGAGGCGAGGAAGAGGAGAGAGAGAGGAAGCUGCGAUAAACAUUGUCACAGAGUGAGUCUAAAGUAGGACAAUAAAGGGAUCACGGUAUCAAUGCUCGAACAAUGGACUUAGCAGAUAUGAUUCUCGUCAAAUUCCUCUGUUUCAUCUACUUAAUAAAUUACACCCAAGGUUACCAUUAUGGGAACCCCCUGAACAAGUAUGUGCAUCACUAUGAGGGUCUGUCCUAUAACACCUAUGAGUUACAUGACAAGCACCUGAGAGCCAAGAGGGCCCUCCACCACCAAGACAAGUUUCUCCAUCUAGACUUCCAUGCACACGGAAGACACUUCAACCUGAGGAUGAGGAGAGACACCAGUCUCUUUGCGGAGGACCUGAAGGUGUCCGUAGGAGGCCAGGAGGUGAUCUAUGACACCUCUCACAUUUACACAGGAGAAAUAUAUGGUGAAAAGGGCACACUGAGCCAUGGUUCGGUGGUGGAUGGCAAGUUCGAGGGCUUCAUACAGACGUACCAGGGGAAGUUCUACGUAGAGCCAGCGGAGAGAUACCUGAAGGACCGGGACAUUCCCUUCCACUCUGUUAUCUACCACGAGGAUGACAUCAACUAUCCCCACAAGUAUGGUCCGGAGGGGGGCUGUGCCGACCAAUCAGUGUUUGAGAGGAUGACAAAGUACCAAGCCACUGCCAUAGAGAAGCCAGACAAGGAGCUCCAUUCUGAGGAGGCGUCCAGUGACCCGGUGUUGCUGAGGAAGAGGAGGAUGGCUCAGAUAGAAAAGAACACCUGUCAGCUCUUCAUCCAGACAGACCACCUAUUCUUCAAGUACUACAAGACCAGGGAAGCUGUUAUCGCACAGAUCUCUAGUCACGUCAAGGCUAUAGAUGCCAUCUACCAGGGAACAGACUUCAUGGGCAUCCGUAACAUUAGCUUUAUGGUCAAGAGGAUACGGAUCAACACCACUACAGAUGAGCGGGACCGGUCCAACCCAUUCCGCUUCGCUAACAUCGGCGUGGAGAAGUUCCUGGAGCUGAACUCUGAGCAGAACCAUGACGACUACUGUCUGGCCUACGUCUUCACUGACAGGGACUUUGAUGAUGGUGUCCUGGGCCUGGCCUGGGUCGGAGCUCCUGCAGGGAGUUCUGGAGGGAUCUGUGAGAAAAGUAAGCUGUACUCUGACGGGAAGAAGAAGUCCCUGAAUACCGGCAUCAUCACAGUGCAGAACUACGCCUCUCACGUCCCUCCUAAAGUCUCACACAUCACCUUCGCACAUGAAAUAGGACACAACUUUGGCUCGCCUCAUGACUCGGGGUCAGAGUGCACCCCGGGGGAGUCUAAGACCCAGGAUAAGAAGGAGAAAGGGAACUACAUCAUGUACGCCCGGGCCACAUCAGGAGACAAACUCAACAACAACAAGUUCUCCGUCUGUAGUGUCAGGAACAUCAGCCAGGUCCUGGAGAAGAAGAGGGGAAGCUGCUUUGUCGAGUCAGGCCAGCCCAUCUGUGGUAAUGGGUUAGUGGAACCAGGGGAGGAGUGUGACUGUGGAUACAGCGAUCAGUGCAGAGACCAGUGUUGCUAUGACGCCGGGCAGCCUGACAACAGGAAGUGUAAACUAAAACCCAACAAAGUCUGCAGUCCUAGCCAGGGCCUGUGCUGUACUCCUGAGUGCUUCUAUAAGGGUCGUAAUGAGAAGUGUCGUGAAGAGUCUGAGUGUGCCCAUCAGGGCAUGUGUAACGGGGGUACGGCUCAGUGCCCCACCUCAGAACCCAAGGCCAACUUCACCGCCUGCCAUGGAGAGACUCAAGUCUGCCUCAAUGGGGGCUGCUCUGGCUCCAUCUGUGAGAAGUAUGGUCUGGAGGUCUGUACCUGUGCCAGCGUGGAGGGCAAGGACGAGACUGACGAGCUGUGCCACGUCUGCUGUAGCGAGAAGAUGAACCCCAACACCUGCAGCAGUACAGGCUCAGAGAAACUGGCCCGGUUCUUCAAUAAGAAAAUCACCACGCUGCCCGCGGGGUCUCCCUGCAACGACUUCAAGGGCUACUGUGACGUGUUCAUGAAGUGUCGGCUGGUGGACGCGGAUGGCCCUCUGGCCAGACUGAAGAAGGCCAUAUUCAACCCUGAGCUCUAUGAAAACAUUGCAGAGUGGAUAGUGGCUCACUGGUGGGCAGUGCUGUUGAUGGGCAUCGCUCUGAUCAUGCUGAUGGCGGGCUUCAUUAAGAUCUGUAGUGUCCACACUCCCUCCAGCAACCCUAAACUACCCCCACCCAAACCACUACCAGGCACGUUGAAGAGGAGGAGAGCCCAGCAGCACGCCAGGGAUGCCCAGGUGCACCAGUCCCAGUCCCACCACGGAAAUGUCAGUCACGGCCAGCACCACCCUGUCUCUGGGGGCCAGCGGCAGCAGCCCUCCCGCCAGCCCCAGCCCCAGAGGCACCACCGUAGCCAGGGCCAGCCCAGAGAAAACUACCAGAUGGGCCAGAUGAGACGCUGAGCUGCUGAGACACUGGGGUUCGGGGUGGGAACGCUGCUCCUUGCCUUGCCUUGGCUCCUCCUUGUGCCUAUCUAUGUCACUGCUGGGAUUGAGAUUUGAACCCAUUUGUUGGUAUUUGAGCCCAUGUCUCCAGGGUGAAAAUCCCACAUCUUAACCAUUAAACCUAGAGGGUUUUCUUCGAUGUUUCAUGAUUUAGGAUAGAUGGAAUUGAGGGAAAGAAAAGGGAACAACACUUUUUUAGUUUUUACACACUUUUUUUAGGAUUUCCUCUUUAUCUAAUGGUUACGGCGUUGUGUUGCCACGUGGGAGACCCGGAUUCAAAUCCCACCGGUUUACACCUAACAGUGGGAUACAACACGUGCUUCACUCCGCCCAAAGAACGGCCUAAACUGGUUGUUUACCAUCCCCAUACGUCAGACCCUCCAUCUACAAACAGACAAACAGGACGGAGUUGAGAGAGCUCAAAUAAAGACCUCUUCCAACGACCACCACUGGAGCUGCAGCACCUCUGACCUCUUCAAAUAAAGACCUCCUCCAACGACCACCACUGGAGCUGCAGCACCUCUGACCUCUUCAAAUAAAGACCUCCUCCAACGACCACCACUGGAGCUGAAGACCUCUGACCUCUUCAAAUAAAGACCCCCUCCAACGACCACCACUGGAGCUGCAGCACCUCUGACCUCUUCAGUCUUCAUCAAGCUGUUUUCUGGGGCUCUCACUGUGGGAGUGAGAUCUGCCAUUUUAGUUGACCUUCCUCCAUUUUGUCAUUCUGUGGAGUGGAAGUGACCAUCAGCCAUUGCAUUCUUUUUAAUUUUUAAAUGGAGUUCCAAGGAGUGGAGGAAUGGUUUCAUCACAUGUAGAUUUAGUCACGUGUUUUUCUUUCUUUCCAUUUGCAAAGUCCCUCCUCCUGAGUGAGAACAAACAUAUGUUCCAAGGCUCCUGGUUGGUUGAAAUGUUUUGUCAGCCAUCUUAGCCAGAAAUUAAAGAGAUUUGCUGGACUCGUGAUUACGACACAACGUUUCAAACUCAACAGCAAAAAGACACAAGGCUCUUCUCUUUGUUUCUCCGUGCAGACUCUCUGACCUGUCUGACUGUCUGUCUGUCUGUCUGACUGACUGUCUCUGACUGACUGUCUGUCUGUAAAGAUUUCAGUAUAACAUGAGUGAAAAAACACAACUAUUUCUUCUACUGUAAAUGUACAUAUGAAUCUUUAUUGUUUUUUGGUUAGUACUGUACUCUCAGGACAGUAACACAAAAGAAGGUAUCUGAAAGAGUAUAUGGGUAAGUUCUGUGGACUGGACACUGAAGUUGGGAAUUUUGACAGAAUUUCAGCAAUCAAGUUCUCAUUUUGCUGCAAUCAUGGAAUCCUAUGGAUGGAAUUCUCAUAGUGUUUAGUUUCAAGAGGUUCCAGAGGUAGAACAUAAGGUCACCACCAUAUCUCACUACUUCUCACCUUUGACCUUUUGUGACGUUCAAGAGCUCCCUCAUCUCUUCAUCUGGUAUUUUUGCUAACAACUUGUUCUGGCCGCGACGUAACAACUUGUUCUGGCCGCGACGUAACAACUUGUUCUGGUCGCGACGUAACAACUUGUUCUGGUCGCGACGUAACAACUUGUUCUGGUCGCGACGUAACAACUUGUUCUGGUCGCGACGUAACAACUUGUUCUGGUCGCGACGUAACAACUUGUUCUGGACGCGACGUAACAACUUGUUCUGGUCGUGACGUAACAACUUGUUCUGGUCGCGACGUAACAACUUGUUCUGGUCGCGACGUAACAACUUGUUCUGGUCGCGACGUAACAACUUGUUCUGGACGUGACGUAACAACUUGUUCUGGUCGCGACGUAACAACUUGUUCUGGUCGCGACGUAACAACUUGUUCUGGUCGCGACGUAACAACUUGUUCUGGUCGCGACGUAACAACUUGUUCUGGUCGCGACGUAACAACUUGUUCUGGUCGCGACGUAACAACUUGUUCUGGUCGCGACGUAACAACUUGUUCUGGUCGCGACGUAACAACUUGUUCUGGUCGCGACGUAACAACUUGUUCUGGUCGCGACGUAACAACUUGUUCUGGACGUGACGUAACAACUUGUUCUGGUCGCGACGUGACGUAACAACUUGUUCUGGCCGCGACGUGACAACUUGUUCUAGUCGUAACGUAACAACUUGUUCUGGUCGCAACGUGAUAGAAAGGAAAGGGAAGUCCACUUAGUUUUUACACACAUUUUUGUUUUGUCCCAGUUUAAAAAAAAUGUUAUAUACGUUUUGAUGCAGUAGAAUGAAUAGAACAAAUAACCACUAAUUAAAAUCUGAUUCUGCCUGUCAGGUCACUGAAGGCUAAGCUAGGCUAGGCUAAGCUAAGCUUGGCAUAGUGUGCAUCAAAAAUAGCACCCUAUUCCCUAUUUAUCCCUGGUCCAAACUAGUGCACUAUAUCUAGUUGAAGUCAGAAGUUUACAUACACUCACUAAAACUUGUUUUUCAACCACUCCACAAAUUUUGUGUUAACAAACUAUAGUUUUGGCAAGUCGGUUAGGACAUCUACUUUGUGCAUGACACAAGUAAUUUUUCCAACAAUUGUUUACAGACAGAUUAUUUCACUUAUAAUUCACUGCAUAACAAUUCCAGUGGGUCAGACGUUUACAUACACUAAGUUGACUGUGCCUUUUUAAACAGCUUGGAAAAUUCCAGAAAAUUAUGUCAUGGCUUUAGAAGCUUCUGAUAGGCUAAUUGACAUCAUUUGAGUCAAUUGGAGGUGUACCUGUGGAUGUAUUUCAAGGCCUACCUUCAAACUCAGUGCCUCCUUUGCUUGACAUCAUGGGAAAAUCAAAAGAAAUCAGCCAAGACCUCAGAAAAAAAACUGUAGACCUCCACUAAUUCUGGCACAUCCUUGGGAGCAAUUUCCAAAUGCCUGAAGGUACCAAGUUCAUCUGUACAAACAAUAGUACGCAAGUAUAAACACCAUGGGACCACACAGCCGUCAUACCGCUCAGGAAGGAGACGCGUUCUGUCUCCUAGGGAUGAACGUACUUUGGUGCGAAAAGUUCAAAUCAAUCCCAGAACAACAGCAAAGGACUUUGUGAAGAUGCUUGAGGAAACAGGUACAAAAGUAUCUCUAUCCACAGUAAAACGAGUCCUAUAUCGACUUAACCUAAAAGGCCGCUCAGCAAAGGAAGAAGCCACUGCUCCAAAACCGCCAUAAAAAAGCCAGACUACGGUUUGCAACUGCACAUGGGGACAAAGAUUGUACUUUUUGGAGAAAUGUCCUCUGGUCUGAUGAAACAAAAAUAGAACUGUUUGGCCAUAAUGACCAUCGUUAUGUUUGCAGGAAAAAGGGAGAGGCUUACAAGCCGAAGAACACCAUCCCAACCGUGAAGCACGGGGGUGGCAGCAUCAUGUUGUGGGGGUACUUUGCUGCAAGAGGGACUGGUGCAUUUAAAAAAAAAUAGAUGGCAUCAUGAGGCAGGAAAAUUAUGUGGAUAUAUUGAAGCAACAUCUCAAGACAUCAGUCAGGAAGUUAAUGCUUGGUCGCAAAUGGGUCUUCCAAAUGGACAAUGACCACAAGCAUACUUCCAAAGUUGUUGCAAAAUGGCUUAAGGACAACGAAGUCAAGGUAUUGGAGUGGCCAUCACAAAGCCCUGACCUCAAUCCUAUAGAAAUUUUGUGGGCAGAACUGAAAAAGCGAGCAAACCUGACUCAGUUACACCAGCUCUGUCAGGAGGAAUGGGCCAAAAUUCACCCAACUUAUUGUGGGAAGCUUGUGGAAGUCUACCUGAAACAUUUGACCCAAGUUAAACAAUUUAAAGGCAAUGCAACCAAAUACUAAUUGAGUGUAUGUAAACUUCUGACCCACUGGGAAUGUGAUGAAAGAAAUCGGCUAAUAUUCUGACAUUUCACAUUCUUAAAAUAAAGUGGUGAUCCUAACUGACCUAAAACAGGGAAUUUUUACUGGGAUUAAAUGUCAGGAAUUGUGGAAAAACUGAGUUUAAAUGUAUUUGGCUAAGGUGUAUGUAAACUUCCGACUUCAACUGUAGGUGUUAGGGUGCCAUUUCGUAUGUACACUUACUUUAGUACAGAGAGGGUAUUAACGACACAUUUAUAGGUUUUACGUGAAAAUAAAUCGAAAAUCAAUUCCAAUAUGGGGGGGGGGACAGGGGACAAUGUACGAUGUGGCCAUGCAGUCAUGUUAUUUUAAAAUGUAAAUGUGACCAUUGUUGAUUGACUGUACUAGGAUGUAAGGUCUGUAAUAUUUUGUCUGUUACACAAUUAAUCAUAACUGAUCAUGUUCCUAUGAUAGCUGGGGGUUGAUUUAGCUAGGUCUUUUAACCACCGGAACAAACCGCAGUUAUUCCAAGACGAUUGCACAUUCUAAUUGUCCACUAUGACCUAACACUUUGUUUUUAGAGCUAGUUGGUCAUAAAGGGUCAUUUUCCCCCCAUGUGUUGAUCACCUGCCCUGUAAAAAUGUGUGUGAAUGAUUGGGUUGUGUUGAUUUGGGCACCAAACGGAAGAGAACAGAAUGCAACGGGGAAGUACUACCUGGGCUUUUCCAAUAAGAAAUGCGUUUUUUUCUUUUCUUCAUUUGGCGUUGCAAAAAUGGUUUUUAAAUAUAUAUAUUUUUUGCUGUGUGCCCUAAUGAACAUGACCCUGUUCUGUUAAAAGACUGUGUCCCCUACAGAGAUGAGUGUCUCUGUGACCCUUUACAUUAGUUAACAUGAGUGUUAUUGUGCCAUACUUUAUGAAUGAGUCUUAUAUUUUUAUCUUUACUUUUAUAUAGGAAAAGCCAGUAGGAAGGUCUCUAAAAGCGAUGCACUAGUUUGAAUGGACGAAUGGAAGACUCCGAGUACAAACCGUUCUGGGACCAGGCUGUCUGGCCAACUCCUGUGGUGUAAUUGUCAUGCCAAACAGUCAUUUGACUCUGACUGACCAUAGAAGUUGGUCGUGUACCUCUGCUCAGACUUUGCAGACGCAUGCCAGAUCUUACAAAGCCUGGAUAGCUAUUUUAAGUACGAGCUAACCACAUCAUAUGUUAUAGCAACUGGUGCCUGACGAUACAGUCAAUGAUGUGGUACGUAACCAUUGGUUGAUGCGUGCAACGUCUAAAGAAAGAGGAGAGUAGGAGACUGGUAGUGGGACUGUUUGAUUUCCGGUGUUUACUCCUGCCCUUAAUACUACAAAGGCAGUGGAUUAGGUUGAUUUUAGAACAGCCUAGAUCAAGGAUGGGCAACUUUGAUGUGGGGUGGGAGCUACACAAUCUAAACUCAUCAUGAGGGGCAGCAGUGGCUCUCUGGUCUGUGCACCCACACUCAAACCCAUAUUCAUGCAGUCCGAGCCGGCCCUAGCCUUUUUGGGUCCCUAAGUGAACAUUUUGUUCGGGGGGUGCCCACCCUGCGAGCAAAACAUAUUAGCGCCCACUCGUCCCCUUCUUGACAGCAGAGAGAAUUAUAAAAACAUUUUUUUAGUUAAUUUCCUUCAAUUCUACACAUUUUCCUAUGGGGCAUAGAAAAUGUUGCAGUUUUUAAAGAAAGUUUGCUGUAAUUCUACACAUUUUGCCAUAGGGUGGAGAGAAGAUAUAAAAUUGCUAUAAGUAAUUUUAUGAAUUCAACUCAUUUUACUAUGGUGGCAAAGAGAAAAAAAAUUGCACUUUUACAGCCAAUGGCGAAGUUGCAUAAAAAUGGAAGAAUUCAGAUGAGACUUCAAAGCUUUUAGGACUCCCCACGGAGUUUGUUGUUAAACUACGGCGCGCAACAUGGUUCAAUAUACACUACGGCGCGCAACAUGGUUCAAUGUACACUACGGCGCGCAACAUGGUUCAAUGUACACUACGGCGCGCAUCAUGGUUCAAUGUACACUACGGCGCGCAACAUGGUUCAAUGUACACUACGGAGCGCAACAUGGUUCAAUGUACACUACGGCGCGCAACAUGGUUCAAUGUACAAUACGGAGCGCAACAUGGUUCAAUGUACACUACGGCGCGCAUCAUGGUUCAAUGUACACUACGGCGCGCAUCAUGGUUCAAUGUACACUACGGCGCGCAACAUGGUUUAAUGUACACUACGGCGCGCAACAUGGUUUAAUGUACCAGUAAUUUAGCACAAUCUACUUUUUCACUUUUUUUUAUUGUCUCCGUCUUGGAGCUAGAAUUAGGAUCAUGUAUAUUGCGCUAACGCUGAUACAUAAAAAGAGUAAUGUAGAGAAAUGUAAAAUACGCUGAACUUUAGCAAACAAGGUAUUUGUGGUUAAGUACGGGGGGGGGGGGGGGCGUCAUCUUUAUGCACCAUUGCUAUUUCCCGUAAUUCUGCUCAUUUUGCCGUAGGGUGGAGAGAAAUGUUUGCCGUUUUAAUAUGAUGUCUGAGUGAGAGUGACUAACAAAAUCACUGGGGUCGCCCCCCCGUAGGUAAUUUGACCAUGGCUAGACUACCUUACCAAUCAAAAUGUUUUAGUUAUAUUUCUGACAUGGGCUAAUUGCGUGACUGACAUAACAAGAGAGACACUGCAGAUACAAAACCAAAUUUAGAAAUUGGACCUUGUGUAUUCUACCAUUAUAACUUAACAUUAAGUUUAUAUUUUUGGGGGGGGGGUCGGGGGUGUUGAUCUGUGGUGCCCAUCCCUGACCUAGAUCAUGUAAACGGCUUCAAAGCUAACUGACUUGCUUUCCUGUUCUGGGUCAUGAUCACACGUACCCUUUUCACACUAUCGCUCAGACUCCAACCGUACUGUUCUGGGUCAGAUCUGUUAUUUUCACACUAUCGCUCAUGUAACAGUAUAACUUUACGUCGUCCCCUCGCCCCGACACGGGCGCGAACCAGGGACCCUCUGCACACAUCAACAACUGACACCCACACUCAGACUCCAACCGUACAGUUCUGGGUCAGAUCUGUUAUUUUCACACUAUCGCUCAGACUCCAACCGUACCGUUCUGGGUCAGAUCUGUUAUUUUCAAACUAUCGCUCAGACUCCAACCGUACCGUUCUGGGUCAGAACUGUUAUUUUCACACUAUCGCUCAGACUCCAACCGUACCGUUCUGGGUCAAUCUGUUAUUUCACACUAUCGUGCAGACUCCAACCGUACCGUUCUGGGUCAGAACUGUUAUUUUCACACUAUCGCUCAGACUCCAACCGUACAGUUCUGGGUCAGAUCUGUUAUUUUCACAUGGUCUUUUCCAGCACGGUUCCAGCAACGAUGGUAGAUGUGUAACCAGGCCAGGGCAGUAUAUCUUGGUUUGGCUUGGCUCGGUUCAGCUCGGUUGUGUGAAAACAGUCAUGGGCUCUGUAGGGGACUUUCUCACUUUUUGAAUCCUGUAUUUCACAUUGCUGAAUAAAUGGUUGCUAAACUCAUCAUGGAGUUUUUCUGUAGAAAAUGAAGUUGUUUUAAAAACCAUACUACUGGCUAGUACACUCACAGUACUCUCACAGUACACUCACUAACCCAGACUUAUUUCCUUGUAAACUUGUACAGUACUUGGGAGAUUUUGGAGUUUUUAUUUUAAGAUAAAAUUUGAAUUUCGAUACGUCUGUUACUUUCUUUUUUUGUUUUGUAAAUCCAUAUAAACUGUUCAGAGAUGUUCAUACACUAUAUAUACAACAGUAUGUGGACCCUCCCCCCUUCAAAUGUGUGGAUUUGGCUAUUUCAGCCACAAACAUUGGCUGUAGAAUGGCCUUACUGAAGAGCUCAGUGACUUUUAACGUGGCACCGUCACAGGAUGCCACCUUUCCAGCAAGUCAGUUCGUCAAAUUUCUGCCCUGCUUGUAAGUGCUGUUAUUGUGAGGUGGACACGUUUAGGAGCAACAAUGACUCAGCCGUGAAGUGGUAGGCCACACACGCUCACAGAACGGGACUGCUGAAGUGUGUAUGGUGUUAAAAUCGUCUGUCCUCGGUGUUGUAACACUCACUACCAAGUUCCAAACUGCCGUUGGAAGCAACGUCAGCACAAUAACUGUUGGUUGGGAGCUUCAUGAAAUGGGUUUCCAUGGCUGAGCAGCCACACACAAGCCUAAGAACACCAUGGAUAAUGCCAAGUGUCGGCUGGAGUGGUGUAAAGCUUUACUCCACCAUUGGACUCUGGAAGGGUGGAAAAACGUUCUCUGGAGUGAUGAAUCACACUUCACCAUAUGGCAGUCCGACGGAUGAAUAUGGGUUUGCCAGCUGCCAGGAGAACGCUACCUGCCCCAAUGCAUAGUGCCAACUGUAAAGUUUGGUGGAGGAGGAACAAUGGUCUGGGGCAGUUUUUCAUGGUUCAGGCUAGGCCCCUUAGUUCCAGUGAAGGGAAAUCUUAACGCUACAGCAUACAAUGACAUUCUAGAUGAUUCUGUGCUUCCAACUUUGUGGCAACUGUUUGGGGAAGGCCCUUUCCUGUUUCAGCAAUGCGAGGUUCAUACUGAAAUAAUUGUCAAGAUCGGUGUAGAACAACUUAACUGGCCUGCACAGAGCCCUGACCUCAACCCCAUCUAACAUAUUUUGGGAUGAACGCUGACUGCGGGGCCUAAUCGCCGAACAUCAGUGCCCAACCUCAUUAAUGCUCUUGUGGCUGAAUGGAAGCAAGUCCCCGCAGCAAUGUUCCAACAUCUAGUGGAAAGCCUUCCCAGAAGAGUGGAGGCUGUUAUAGCAGCAAAGGAGGGCCCAGUUCCAUAUUAAUGCCCAUGAUUUUGGAAUGACAUGUUCAACGAGCAGGUGUCCACAUUCUUUUGGCCAUGUAGUGUAUGUGAUAAAACCUCCCCUUCUCAGUAACACUUGAUUUGAAGGGUACUUAUAUUAGAAUUACAUAACAUUCAUCAAUCAUAAAUUGCACAUUCAUAUUAAAUACUUACACACUGCUUAUGAAUGUUAUGUAUAUGGUUUAUGAAUGUUAUAAAGUCCUUUUUAUUUAGGUACCCUUCAAAUAAAGUGUUACCAACCUUUCUGAGUUAUUUAUGUUCUUAUCUAUGCUAAUUGAAAUGGGAUUCAUUUUAAAUAUUUGUACAACUUUUUUUUUCUUCACCAUCAUGAAAAUGUUAAAAACAAUUAAUUGUGAUGGACUAACUGUGAGUUAGUAAAUUCGCUCUGGCGAUCUACUCCGAUUUCAGAGCACUCCCGUCUGAGUGUCAGAGCGCAGAAUAACUGCUGAAUGGCCAGUCUCAGUAAACGUCAGCCAAAAAGCGUAAUUAAAUUGUUGCCAGCAGCACAGUUAGUCACCAACGCUCUGGAUAACGUGAAAAAAAGCCUUACCAGCUCUGCUAGGGCGAGUAAAAUGGUCAGAGUGAGGUGUUCUCUCAUUUGUGUCUGGAAGUAGCUAGCUAAUUUUAGCUGGUUAGCUUGUGUGCUUGACUGCCGUUGUGAGGCCAGAACGCUCGGAUCAACGCUACUCCUCGGCCAGAUGUGCGCUCUGAACGCUCCGUGAGCGAAACGCUCUCAAUUUACGAACGCCCAGAGCGGCACUCUGGCGCUCUCUGUCACUCCAGAGUGAAUUUACAAACGCAUCCUAAAUCUUUCAUUCAUUGUCAUUUCAUUGUGUCUGUUCUCCUGUGGCAUGGUUUGGAUUAGAAGAACAACACAAUAAAUAAUGCCAGAAAAAUGUACUUUCUUUUUUAUUUUGUAUUCUUCAUGGUAAAAAAAGAGAAAGGUUUCUAGAUAUAAAACACGCACUGAAAUGUCAAAAAUUGAGUUGAAAAUGUUGUAGGUGAAAUGAUGUAGGCCGAAAGAACACAAGAUGAUUCAAAAGUUAGAAACUACUGUCUGAUUUUAAUGUUCACUGUGUUUUAUACAGUAUCAAAAAAUGUUGUUCACUUUUGAACAUUUUUACUAAAAAUUUCAAAAAAUGUAUUGUGCAAAGAGAUGUAAUUUUUUGGAGUACUUGAAAUGCAUUAAUUAAAAGACUCGUUCAAAAUUAA